This is a messenger RNA of Fundulus heteroclitus (mummichog), 777 nucleotides long. Its product is annotated as P-selectin-like. The transcript has 5 exons. Bases 1 to 777 code for a protein of 258 amino acids. The record is from RefSeq and is a predicted model, not a curated record. NCBI's taxonomy places the organism in Eukaryota, Metazoa, Chordata, Actinopteri, Cyprinodontiformes, Fundulidae.
AUGAGUUUCCCAUCGGAGGGAGACUACUGGGACAGGAUAGCCCCAACUCCUGUGUUCAAGGCGUCGACCUCCAGGGUAAACUGGACCGAGGGGUCAGGGUACAUGAGGAUAGAAGCCUGUGAGACCCUUGCCUUGAGGCGUCGGAAAGCCCGAUUGGCUGCAGGUGCCCAGGUGAAGGUCUUCUUGGUGGAGGUGAGACCUGAAAGCGCCCUCCUGCCUGAGCUCACCUGUCUGUCCACCCUCCAAUACCAUCUGCACCAGAGAGAGAGCCACUGGAUUAGCACCAACCUCCCUGGGUCAAGUCAAGCCUCAACCUCUUUCUUCACCAGCAAAGAGGACAGAAAAGGACAGAUGGAGAACGUUUUUCAGUUUUUUGCUGCUGCGUCUGCUCUGUGUGCCGUCUCCUCACUUCCUGCACAUAAAUACCAUUUUGUUUAUGAACCAAAGACCUGGAAUGAAGCUCAGAGUUUCUGCAGGGAACAUUACUCAGACCUGGCAACCAUCCACAACAUGGAUGACGUGAACAUCCUAAACGAGAUGGCGGACUCGCAGCAGAUGAGAGCCUGGAUCGGACUGUAUGACAACUGGAAGUGGUCCGGCUCUGAUGGGGAGUACAGGAACUGGCAGUCUGACCAACCCACUACGUACCAGGCAGAAGAGAACUGUGUGGCAAUGAUGCCGAAUAGUCAGUGGAUCGAUGCACCCUGUGAAUGGCUCUUAAGACCAGUCUGCUCUGAUGGGACCGGUGAGGAAUCCAGUUUCCAGGUUCCUGCCUGA